Messenger RNA from Microdochium trichocladiopsis, 1485 nucleotides. RefSeq lists its product as uncharacterized. The transcript is spliced from 3 exons. The coding region runs from base 1 to 1485 and encodes 494 amino acids. Lineage: Eukaryota; Fungi; Ascomycota; Sordariomycetes; Xylariales; Microdochiaceae. Gene Ontology annotation, molecular function: coenzyme A diphosphatase activity. The record is from RefSeq and is a predicted model, not a curated record.
AUGGUCGCCAAUGAGUCGGGGCAGAUCAUCCGGGCCCUUCACCGCGCCCUGGACUUCCUGGUAUCAAAUCCAGCACCACACGUCCCGUCGCCCGAAGGCUGCAAGAAGCGAGCCAGCGUCGCCAUCGUCAUCCGGAUUCGCCCAGCAUUCUCUCCAGGAGGAGAUGCACAAUCACAACAGCAACAACUGGCACAACCCACCACCCUCGCCGACUUCUUCGCCCAGGAAUGGGUCCACGCGGGGGACCCAGAAGUCCUCUUCAUCAAGCGCGCCUCGCACGUCGGCGACCGCUGGUCCGGCCACGUCGCACUGCCCGGCGGGAAGCGCGACCCGGAAGACGAGAGCGACCUGGCGGCCGCGAUCCGCGAGGCCAGGGAGGAAGUCGGCCUCGACAUCACCCCGAUAUCCUCAUCCUCUCCCUCUUCUUCUGCUCAGGCUGACGGGAGCAGCGGCGCCGACACCACCACGACAACAGCGGGGACCUGCCUCCUCGCGGGCUCGCUCCCGGAGCGCGUAGUCGCGCAGACAUGGGGCUCCAGCCCGCUGAUGGUGCUCUGCCCGUACAUCUUCCUGCUCACCUCACCGGACGUGCCCCGCGUCCGCCCCCAGCCGACAGAGGUCGCCUCGGCGCACUGGGUGCCCCUGCGCGCGCUGCUCUCCCCGGCCCUGCGCACGCGCGAGUACGUCGACACCUCGGGCCGGAUGGCGGGACGGUACGGCUGGCUCGCCCGGUCCUUGCUCCGGCUGAGCAUCGGGCAGAUGUGCUUCAGCGCGAUCCGCCUGGCGCCCUCGGAGAGCGUGCACGCCUCGGAGAUCCCCGGGUUCCUGCCGCCACAGACCGAGGCCGAGACUGCGGUGCAGAGCUUCCUCGAGGGUGCGUUCGGGGUCGUGCCACCUUCAAAGAAGGCCGGGCUGGCGUACCAGGCGCCCUUGCUGCUCUGGGGCCUGACGCUGGGCGUCAUGGCGGACUUCUUGGACAUGUUGCCGCCCUAUAAUGCCGUCAAGCUGUGGCUUUACCCUACCUUCACGGUGCCGGAUCUGCGGUUCAUCGUGUGGGUGCUGACGAGGAGCCUGAGGAAAGGGAAUGCGGGCGACUUGAGCGCGGGUACUUGGGCGAGGGAGCUGCAGCCUAACCCCCCAACGCCGACGGCGGCAGGUUCGAAUGCUGCUGGGGACGGGGUUGGGGUUGGGAGUGGUCAAGGCAAUCCCACGGCCGUUGACGAUACCGUUGUUGCUGUGCCAGCAGCUGCGCGGUGCCGCAAGAACGACGUCGGCGUCUCAGGCCUGGGCAUCGGCGUCAGCCCCCCCUCCGCCGCCGGCGCCGCGGCGCGGGGGAGCAAAGACUCGAUGCAGUACCGCCUGCUGACGGGGUACUAUGAGCGCAUCAGCGUGUCCAUUGCCGUGUUCCUGGUGUACAGGACCGCGGCUGUCGGCGGGGUGGGUUGGUGGGCUUGGAGGAAGUGGGUGUCAUCAGCGCGGCGUUGA